Messenger RNA from Tinamus guttatus (white-throated tinamou), 1296 nucleotides. The record is from RefSeq and is a predicted model, not a curated record. Lineage: Eukaryota; Metazoa; Chordata; Aves; Tinamiformes; Tinamidae.
AUGUCCCCGUGCCCAGCCCCCACGGGGCCCCCGGUGCCCGCUCGGCGCAGGGUCCUGUGCGUGCCCAGCAGCAGCGACGCGGGGAGCACAGAAAAGCGCCUGGGCGAGCGGGAGGAGGUGAGCGCGCCCCCACUGGAGCCAAAAGCCAGGACGCUGGGGUCCGGCGGGUCCCCGCUGUGGAUCCUGCCCUCACGACAGCGCAUCCACACCGAGAGGAUCAAGGAAACCUACAUUGGGGACGUCACCUGCGUUGAUGAUGUGGACUCAGCCCUGGAGAGCACUGACACCUCUGACGGCUGCCGCACGGACAGCGAAGAGGGGGGACCCCGGGGCCGCCAUCCCAGUGCCCAUGGGCACCUCCGGCCCCAUAGCCAUGAUGCCCCCGUGGCUGGGAAGCCGCAGCGGGAGCGUCACGGGGCCGAUGGCAGAAGGGACGUGCGGAGACUGAGCGGGUCAGCGGGGCCCAAGGCUUCAGCCAACGGGCCCGAGGUGCCUUCCCCAUGUGUGGCUCCGCUGCCGGUGUCGCUCCGGAGCACUGGUGGCCACGAAGCUGUCGUGGGGCCGCGCAGGGCCCCCUCUCUGCAGCCAGGCCUUGAGCCCCCUGUGCUGGGUGCCCCUGGCCGGGGCCACUCGCCAGCGCCUUGUAGGAAAGCUGGUGGCCCCCGAGAUCCCAGCCCUGAGCCCGUGGUCCCCGCGGAGCGGCCAUCCCCGUGCAGCACCCGGCACCUUCCUGGCAGCCCCCUUGGUGCCCUGUCUACCAACAACUGCAACAACACGCAGGGCCGGGCGCUGGGCGGAGGGCAGCCCCGGCGCACGGCCUCUGUGCAGAGCCUGCAGAGCCUCCUGGCCAAAGCGCCCCGGGCCAGCGCCUACCUGGUGCCCAAGCCAGGGGACGGCUUGGUGCCCCCUGCCAGCAGCAAGGGGGGCCCGGCGCCCCGGCGCUCGCUCAGCCUGGAGGACAUCGGAGCCCCUGACCUGCCUCGCGCCGUGGGCCGCGUGAUCGAGGUCUUCCCCGACGGCACCAGCCAGCUGGAGCUGCGGCGGCCGCCUGACGGCACCUUCGGCUUUCGUCUCGCCUCCGGCCACGGCCGCCCCGACUCAGGUGUCUACGUGCAGGAGAUGGCGGACGCCGGCACGGCCAAGCUCUACGCAGGGCUCCUCGCUGUGGGUGAUGAGAUCCUGCAGGUCAACGGGGCGGCGGUGUCGCGCCUGGCGCCAGCCCAGCUCCACGAGCUGCUGCUCCGUGCGGACACUCUGUCCCUGCGUGUGAUGCGCCAGCGCCCGCCCCGACGGUAG